Messenger RNA from Ilex paraguariensis (yerba mate), 243 nucleotides. NCBI's taxonomy places the organism in Eukaryota, Viridiplantae, Streptophyta, Magnoliopsida, Aquifoliales, Aquifoliaceae. The record is from the annotation of a GenBank genome assembly.
AUGGCCGUUACAAAGCUUCUGCUGCACAUCUCUCUCUCCUCUUCCUCCGCUGAUGGUGGUGGUGAUGACUCCGCACUUCCAACUGAUACGAGCGGAUCUGCAAUUGUUAUCGCCAUCUUUUUCGAUGGAACCAAGCUUCGAACCCUAAGUUUUGCUGGGAAAGGUUCUGAAGUUUCAUAUCUAUUAGCCAAUGCUUGGACUAGCAAGAUCUCAACUAGAAUGAAGAAAGCCAAAACAAGCUGA